CACAGAUUCCCUCUUUGGAUCGAUGGCCGACGUCGAAAUCCAUUCAUCUCCCCUCUUUUUCCUCGGCGCGAUACAGUUUACAGCGUGGCUUUGGGGACUUACGAAUUACUGCUGCCCGAUUGGGGUGACAGGAUCAAUAUCGCUCCUUGACGCCACUUCUUGCCAGCAAAUAAUCCCGGGAUGAUUGCUGAAGAUAUGUUUGCUCUCAUGCCCGAUGUAUCAGUCAUAUUCUAUCUAGAUAACUAGGAGAUGGAGCUGGAACUGACUCUCCUCUGCCUCGCCUCCGGGUGCUCGACGGUACUGCAAGUUUGCCACAAGGUGGCACGUAAUGUGGGAGGCAUCCAUGUGGCCCCCGAGAGAUCCUUUACACUCUUUUCAUUCUACAUCCUGCCCACUACCUGCUUAGCCGAUCCUGUGGGUGCAGCACAUUGCAUCCGUCGAUCCACUUCUCUGCAAGGAAAACUCCGGUACAGAGUUCUCGAAGAGACAGUAAUUGUGCAGUCCCCUCGCGAACUCGGUGCCAAAUUCCAAGCCGCAUGUCAGUGGGCUGAUAGGGACGGAUCAAACUCCCUGCCCUGGAACGCAGUCUAG
Molecule: messenger RNA, 591 nt
Organism: Colletotrichum godetiae
Lineage: Eukaryota; Fungi; Ascomycota; Sordariomycetes; Glomerellales; Glomerellaceae
Exons: 1
Coding region: 250-591 (113 amino acids)
Source: RefSeq, a predicted model, not a curated record